Messenger RNA from Sporothrix brasiliensis 5110, 4272 nucleotides. RefSeq lists its product as uncharacterized. Gene Ontology annotation, molecular function: DNA-binding transcription factor activity, RNA polymerase II-specific; DNA binding; zinc ion binding. The record is from RefSeq and is a predicted model, not a curated record. Gene Ontology annotation, biological process: regulation of DNA-templated transcription; DNA-templated transcription. Lineage: Eukaryota; Fungi; Ascomycota; Sordariomycetes; Ophiostomatales; Ophiostomataceae. The transcript has a single exon. The coding region runs from base 1 to 4272 and encodes 1423 amino acids.
AUGGCGUCGGCAGGUGGUGCCCCGCGAUCGGCCCCCGGCGGGACCCCGUCCUCGCCAAACACGUCGAAAUCGUCGCAAACGUCCAGCUUUGCCCGCCCGUCGCCCGCCCCUGCCCGCGCGAAACGGGUGCCCGACAGCCAGCGGCGGCGUGCUGCCGUCUCCUGCGACCACUGCAAGCAGCGGCGUGCCAAGUGCAUGCGCGCCUCGCCCCGCGAUCCCUGCUCCAACUGCAUCGGGAACCGCAUCAAGUGCCAGUCCACCCUGCCGCGCAAGCAGCGGGUGUAUGGAAGUGUCGAAUCCCUCAGUCUGCGGUACCGCGCCCUGGAGGCACUCGUAAAGGGACUGUUACAAGAUGAGGAGGAAACAGAGAGCGGGCCAACAACUGGUGCGGCCAUCGGCACCGGCGCCGAUGACAACGACAACGACAAUGUCAUGGUGGACACACCUACACACCAGCCCGCCCUCGACCUCGACGCCCUCUACAGCGCGGCCGCUGCCCGUGGCAUACCCAUGCCCCCGCGCGAAGACAUGACACCCGUCAGCGAGAUCUUUGCCUCCUCCGCCGACGGCAUGCCCGGCCCCGCGCCAACAACCAUUGUGCCGGCACCCCUCACGUCACCCGGACCAGCUGUCCCUUCGUCGUCCACAUCCUCAACACCAACACCGAUAUCCCUGCCCACAGCGACGUCCAUGCAAGCCGCCGCCCGCCCAACUGCACCGAUGCCGCUGCAUGCACUCCACCCACUCCCCCACCAACAUCAGCUGCCCACGACCACGACGCUCACAACUCCCACCGCCGACGAGAAGCUCAUCCCGACACCACACGGCGUUGCCCACUACGUCGGUCCCUCGAGCUCGUUCCGUUUUGUGACGUCCAUCCGUGCACUGGUGGCACAGUGCGGCGACAACAUCGGCGGUGGUGACCUUGUUGGAGGUGACGGCGUGCGGGCGAGCGAUGCGGCUGGCGAGGCCAGUCCUGCCACCGGUAGCGAGCCGGGCGCCGGUGGUAUCUCGGGGGGUGAUGGGACACAAUCCUCACAAUCAGCACCCAGCGCGUCAGGGCCAGGAGCAUCGACUGACGCCAAUGCCGGUCCAACGUCGGCAUCCAUUCGCGACGAGUUUGUCGGCUUGAAAACGAGCAAGGCUCUCGAGGUACAGGAUUCCUCGGGGGGUGAUGAAGACGAGAGCGACGAUGGCAGCAGUGCGGAGGAGGGCGGUGAGAGCGACGGUGAGAGCGCUGAGUACGGCUACGGCGGCGACGCCAUGGACGACAUUGUACUAGAGGACAAACACCACCCUCUUCAGUACCAGCCCCAGCAGUCACCGCUUCAGUACCAGAGUCCCGACGUUCCAUACCAUGCACCGCAACCGCCGCAUCAACACACGUUACCAGCUCGGCAAUACACACCGCAAUCCGGUGGUGCAAGCGGUGGCAGCGGUGGCAGCGCCGGUGUUGGCGGCGGUCCGCUCUCCGCCCCGUCUCCUGCAAACAGUCGCCGUUCCCGCCUCGAGUUUGACGACGCCGCCAAUGCUGCCACAUUCUUACCGCCACGCGAAACCGCCAACAUCUUUGUGCGCGUCUUCUUCGACCGUGUCCACCCCAACUAUCCCCUGUUCCAUCGCGGCUCGUUUAUGCUGCGGUAUGAAGCUCUUUGGCAAAAACCACCCAACGAGCAGACCCCCCUUCCCCAAGGUGGCAUGACGCCAAGUCCAAUGACCAAUCCUCGAGGCCCGGGUGCCGCCGACAUUACGACCCACCCCCAAGAGCGCCAGGACGACUACGGCUGGAACUGCUGCCUGGCCAUGGCCUUUGCCUUUGGCGCCCAGGUCCUCGAAGACCACGACCGCGCCCGCCGUGCCGCCGCCGGCAUGCAGCGCCGCUAUCUCAACCUCGUCCGCUCCUCUCUCAGCCGCCUCUGUGGCACCACCAAUCUCGCCAACGUCCAGGCACUGCUGCUGCUCCAACUCUACGAACACAAUGCUGGCCAGCGCAAUGCUGCCUGGACUUUCCUGGGCUGUGCCUCUCGCAUGGCUGUGGCGCUGGGCAUGCAUCGCGACGGCGUGGCUAUUCCCGUUACACCCAUGGGGCCACCCGAGCCAGAGAGCGGUGGCACCAGCACGAACAGCUCUCAAAAAUGUGGCGGCGGUUCUCUACUCUCGCGUGCGGCUGCCGCCGCUACGCUUCCUGCGUCGGCCAGCACGCCUGACCAGGUCACCGAUCGCAACGACCGUCGCCGGGUCUGGUGGACCCUGUACCAAUUUGAACGAGGCCUCUGCAUCAUGCUGGGCCGGCCGUCUGCGCUUGACGAGGCCGAAAUUGCCGUCGCCGCACCUACGGACGACUCUCAAUAUCCAGAGCUGCCCCAGGGCCAUUCUGCCAGUCUCUUGCGUCUCAUCCGUAUCGCGUGGCGAAUCAAGCAGAUGGUUUUUCCAGCACCAGGAAGCGCUCAUAGCAUCAGCGGCAACACGAACGCCGCCUACAAUGCGUACUAUCCCGGCAGCACCGAACCUACGACAACACCUCGCAUACUGCUUGCCGAGCUCGACGCAUGGCGUGCGUCCUUGCCCGCCCACCUCCAGCCGGGCUGGAAGUCCACGGACAUGUCGCACCGUCGCGCCGUGCUGCUGCUGCAUGUGGAAUACCAAUAUGUGCGCUCUCUGGCUACACGCCAAUAUGUCCUGGAGCGCGCUGACCGGUGCAGGAUCAAAGCACAAGCCCUGUCGCCAUCGACGGCGACGACGUCGUCGUCUCAGGAGACCAAGGAGACGGCGGCGGCGUCAGCAUCGGAUGAAGCCGUCGACGAGCUCGCCGACAUUUGUCUCAACGGCGCUGAGCGGGUCCUCGACUACUGUCGCCAACUGGCCGACAUUGGCCAGCUCGACGGCGUGGCCUGGAUCGACAUUUACUUUUUGUACCACAGUGUCUUGGUCAUCUGCCUCGACUUACUCGCGCGUAUCGUCACGGCAUCGGCCGCGGCCAAAGCCAAAGACAAGGACAAGGAUGCAGCAGCCGACAGCAAGGCGGAUGUGACUGCUGCUCGCCGCCGCACGGCCGUCCGGUCUGUGUUGCAAAUCACCCAGCGCACACGCCUCGCACCGACGUUUCGCGUGCUGGUGCUGGUCGCGUGCCAGCUGGCUGCUAUCGUCGGCGCUCUGGACGGCCUGCCGAACCUGCCCGCCGCGGCCUCGGCCUCGGGCAGCACCAACGCCACCACGGCCGAGGCCGCCGAACUGGCUGCGUCAAACAAGCACCACCGCCCGUCCCAUGGAUCGUCGGCCCGCAGUGGCGGCUCGCUGGCCACGACGUCGACAAAGCGCGGCCGCGGACGUCGUCGGCGCAACAGCUCGAGCGUGUCACGCGAGCGGACCACGUCGCGGUCGCGGGGGCCGUAUCCAUCCACUCUGUCAGCCAUGGCUGGCGGUGCAAGUGCUGUGCCCAAUGCGUCCAUGGCGCCGCCCCCGCCGUCAGUAUCAACUGUGGGCCACAACACCGCCUCGACCAUGUCCGAUGCCUCCUCGCCUGCCAACGUGUUUUAUUCGCCAGUGUCCCAGUAUCAGCCGCAGCAACACCAGCAUCAGUUCGGUCAGCAACAACAACAGCAGCAGCAUCAACAGCAGCAGCAGCAUCAUCAGCAUCAGCACGGCCUCCAUGUGCAGCAGCUCCAGACCUUUGGUGGCGCCGACUGGUUUGCCUCCGACCCAGCAGCGUUCCCCUGGCAGGUCAUUGACGCCCGUUCGUUGGGUAUGGGCGCUGGAGGCGGGGCGGGUGCCUCUGGCGCUGGCCUGCCACCGAAUGCCAAUGUCGCUGCUCCAGUCGGCCCCGUCAAUGUGGCUGCAGCGGCCGCCGCCGCCGCCGCUGCGCAGUUUCCGGUUGCUUUCUAUACGCCGCAGGGCAUCGACUUUGGCUUGACCACAGACACAUCGACCUUUGGCGAAGAUCCGUACGUGGCAGGGCAGCAGCCGCCGCCACCACAGCAGCAGCAACAACAGCAACAACAACACAGCAUGUACCGGGCCAUGGACCCGGCCGCGAGUAGCAGUGGAUCAGUUCCACCGCCGACGGCAGCCUUUGCAGCAGGGAUGGAUCUCGAGCCGGGGCAGCAGCAACAGCAGCCACACCAUCGCCACCACCCUCAUCGACAACAACAGCAGCAGCAGCAGCAGCAAUUGCAACAUCAUCAGCAGCACCAACAGUACCCACAGCAACCACCACAGUUGGACAAUAAUGAAUGGAUCCAGAUCUGGAGGGAGGUCAAGAACCGGUAUCAAUAA